Molecule: messenger RNA, 1569 nt
Organism: Talaromyces rugulosus
Lineage: Eukaryota; Fungi; Ascomycota; Eurotiomycetes; Eurotiales; Trichocomaceae
Exons: 1
Coding region: 1-1569 (522 amino acids)
Source: RefSeq, a predicted model, not a curated record
AUGUGGGUACAAUUUAUCCCGUUUCUCUUUGCGCUGUGGGCGGCUUUAGUGACUGCAAACAUCACUACCUAUCCACCGCCAUCCAUAUACGGAGUAUCUUCAGUAUAUGAACUUUCGGUCAAUGGUGUACCGGUUCCUGCAGUUGCCUACCCUGGCUACGACUAUGCUCAAUUAUCUAUGGAUGAAGACCAAAACACCAAGUUUGCAGUCACCAUAAAAAACGGGACAGCCAUUGAUUCUUAUUCCAUCACCCCUAAGAGCUUGGACAUCAAAGCCUCAGUCAGCGGCGAUACACUAAGCUUUUCGGUUACGAAAGCUUAUUAUCUCAUCCUUAAAGUCAAUGGUCAGAAGGAGUUUGUGAUUGUCGCGGAUCCCAACGAAACAGACGUUCCACCCUCGUCCGGUCAGGGAAUCUAUAACGUCAUGGAUUAUCAGGCCGACAACACCGGCACAUCGCUUACUAGCGGAGUCCAAGAUGCUCUUAAUGCCGCUGGUAAGGCUUCCGGAGGGAUUGUUUACGUGCCUAAAGGUAUCUUUCUCGUUGGGAAUAUCAUUAUACCUAGUCGGACAUCUCUUUAUCUGGCUGGAGGAUCAGUCCUCCGUUUUACCGGCAAUCCUGCAGACUACAACCAGUUAUAUAACAAGCCCGGCUUGGGUCCAGGAACUUGGUGGAUCCAAACGGCUAUCAACUCGACUGAUUGUAAAAUUUACGGUCGGGGGACCAUCGACGCCAACGGCUAUGGGUACCAGCAGGGCAAACACGUUGCCCAAGUCAUCGUUCCUGUAGGCACAAAGCGGUUUAUCGCUGAUGGUCCACUUAUCAGAGAGAGUUCUUUCUGGACCAUCGUACCCACCCAAAGCGAGGAUGUGCAACUCCUUAAUUUGAAGAUUCUAAACCGCUUGGACAUGGUGCAAAACGACGGUAUUGAUGCCGUGGAGUGCAAGGGUGUAGAGACUCGCCGUGUCAUCGCAAUCGCCAAUGACGACAGCUUCUCAGCCAAAACUUGGCCGUACGACGCUGAUGAUAUUUUUUCUGCCUACCCCUACAGUCCACUUCCUCAAAGCAAUAUUUCGUUCACCGAUUGCGUAGCCUGGACUCACUGUUAUGGCUUCAAAGUGGGCCAGGGUGUCUACCAAUACCAAGAAAACAUAGUUUUUGAGGACGGUACUGUCUAUAAAGGGGCAGUUGGUAUUGGAAUUGAUCACAAGUACGGAGAUGGAGUCGCCCGCAACGUUACGUGGAGGAAUAUUGUCAUCGAGGGUCUUGGCUAUACCAACUUGCCAGGCGUCAGCACUUGGCUAGCCAUCCUGGUCGAGCUAGAUGGCAAAAGCGUCGGUCCAAUUGAGAAUCUACUUAUGGAAGAUAUUCGAAUCUACGAUCUCGGUAAAACAUCGGCUCCAAUUAAGGGUUACAACUCAUCUGUGCUGGUUACCAACACCAACUUGAAUAACAUCUACCUAAAUGACGACACGACACCUACGACCAAUAUGUCUGCUCUAAAAAUACUCCAUAUGCAUACUUUAGACACUACUCUUACUGCGACUUCUAGUAGUGCACUUACUGGAUAG